Sclerotinia borealis F-4128 is the source of this 2754-nucleotide messenger RNA. The record is from the annotation of a GenBank genome assembly. NCBI's taxonomy places the organism in Eukaryota, Fungi, Ascomycota, Leotiomycetes, Helotiales, Sclerotiniaceae.
AUGUUUCGCAUUUAUUUGCACCCGGGUAGAAUUAAUCUGCUUAGAUGUCGGGUCAAUUUACAACCUUCGAGCCUUCGACAAAUUCAUUCCUCGUCGAUUUAUAAUCUACCGAAAACUUCCAAGUCUUCAGAACUUCCAACGCCUACGGAUGAGAAUAUUCCAGUCAAGCGAACGCGCCGGAAGACUGUCACCCCCAAAGUCGUUGAAGGACCAGAUGAGUUGCUGGUGAAAGCAAAGAAAACUAGGGGUAGAAAAUCUGCGACCUCGACAGAUGUUGAAGAAGAUAUAUCUGCAAUUGAACCAGUGAAGCGUGGUCGUAGGAAGUCUGCGGCCUCUGAAGGUGUUGAAGAGGAUCUUUCUGCAAUUGAACCGGUGAAGCGUCGUAGGAAGUCUGCGACCUCGAAGGCUAUUGAAGAAGAUGGUCCGGCGGUGGAACCAGUGAAGCGUAGGCGUAGGAAGUCUAUGACCUCGGAAGAUGUUGAAGAAGAUACUCUCACAAUUGAACCACUGAAGCGUCGGAGGAAGUCUGCGACCUCAGAGGCUAUUGAAGAAGAUGGUUCGGCGGUGGAACCAGUAAAGCGUAGGCGUAGGAAGUCUACGACAUCGGAAGGUAUUGAAGAAGAUGAUUCGACAGUGGAACCAGCGAAGCUUAGGCGUAGGAAGUCUACGAGUGCCGAAAGUGUUGUAGAGAAACAAGACGAAUCGAUCACACAUACCUCCCCAAAUACUUCGGACUCUAUUUUUCCCCCAGCAGAGCCGGUGAAACAAAAAGCAGCUCGGCCGAGGAAGGCAAAAGUACUAAAUUCAGAACUGGAAGGAGAACCAGUAAUGCGAUCAGCGAGCCGUCUUAAAGCGGCAAAGUUGCUGGAUGCUGAACUGGAACAACAGUCCGCGAAACGUAACUCUUCGUUGGAGGCAAAUGUAGAUGAUCCAGAAUCCCAAGAACGCAUGGAGGAAAAUAACUGUUCAUCCGAAGAACCCAAACCCAUCAAAUCCCGCAUAAGAAAUGAUGAUCGGAUAGAUGAAAAAGAGUUCAUCAAAAUUGAUCCUACUUUGAAAAGGUUCUUUACAGAUAGUCACAAAAUGGGGUCAGCUAUGGGGGAUAGAACACGUAUAAACAUCGUUAACGACGCACUGUGUGAUGAUAUUUUGGACCGUUUGAAGCCGUCGCUGUUAAAGCAUGUUGGCUGCGACGUUAUCGACAUAAAUCCAGGUAUAGGGUUAUGGUCAUCUAAAAUCCAUGAUGUUUUGAAACCUCGAACACAUCUCCUCAUGGAACCUGAUGCCAAGAAAUAUAUUCCCUACCUCCAACCUCUUCUUGAUGCAAAAGAUUCUACCUAUCAGCACAUACCAAAACCCGGAACUGUCUGGGAACAUCUUGGACACGUUACAACCCCAACCUUUUUACCUCAUCAGGUAAAACUUUCACCAGAUGAUCCCAAGAUCAAUGAACCAAAUAAUACCCUGCUUGUGAUUGCAAAUCUUGGCCAUUUUCCUAGAAAGAGAUUUCGUGGGUUUGAAUCCAUCUCAUCACUAGUCUUGUAUCAACUUCUCGCCGCAGCAAGAUCGCAUGCAUUAUUCCAUCAGUAUGGUCUCAUCCGGAUGCUAGUAUGGAUACCGGAUAUGGAGAAAACAACGUGGUUGGUCCGCAAUAUCGCUCAAAUGCGUAAAAAUGCCGUGGAAGCCCAAAUAACUACAAAAUAUAUUCGAGAAAUUGCAAGUUCGACGGAGGACAACCACCGAUUUGUAAGAGAUUCUGAGGUUGCCCAAAAAAAUUCGCUAGAUGUCAUCAGUAAUAUGGAUAGAAUGGGUAUAACAACCCCCAAACAUAGACAAGGGUCAAUGGAGAUUCAAGCUAGACAAUCACCUGUAGUUAGGGAUGCAGUACAAGGCAAAGAUUUUGAUCGCUUCAAGAGAGCUUGGUCGGAUGAAUAUACGAAGCUCCGGAGGAAGCUGGACGAAGGAACUCUACAAAAAUUUGUGAAAGAUGGAGAGGUGGUUGUGGCUAAAGGGACGAAGAAAAAAAUCUACACCUACGAAUUUCAACGUUUGCUCUUUCUGACUUCAAAGAUUAAAGUCAUCAAUUUUCAGGGCCGGUUGACCGAUGAUCUAAUCAAUGAUUACAAUGAAAUCAACAAGUUUCAUGGCCGACUCACGGAAAGCAAUCCCAAUUCCGUCACACAACGUUCCAGAGAUAAAUUAAAAGCAAUGAUCGAGGCUUAUGAUGCCAAGGUUGCAAAUCUUCCUAUAGCUGCCCAAAAGAUGUAUAACGUCAGGCUCGAUGGUGCGCGCAUUCCUACAGAAUUUGAGAAAAGAGAAACAGAGCCCCUCAAAGUAUAUGCAGCAGAAUUUACACCUCCCUCCCAAAUGUGCCUUUUGGAUGUCCAGCCACAAGCUCUUUGGCCUAUCCUCAGGGAAAACUACCCGGAGAACUAUGAUAUCUUCGAAUUCAUUAUUGGCACCAUGUACGCAACUCCCGUUGAGUCAGUCUACGAAUCGUUGGAAGGGUUAUGGCCUGGCGCGCUUGAAUACAUAGUCGACCAGUGUCCUUCGUUAACAGACCCUUCGAAAGGAGGAUCGUUCAGCCUGAAGCAUAUGUCGGUGAGAUCGAUGACGAAUGAUAUGUUAAAGGAGAUUAUGGAGGCAUGGAUGAAGUGGCCAUUUCGCCCGAGUAGGUUUGAAUUGUUGGUCAAGAGUGGGAGUAUGGUACAUGACCCAGACAGUGCAGAGGAAGAUGCGCUGGAGGGCGUGUGA